GCGCGAUAUCUGCAAGGAGGCGGUACUAAUGACUUCUCGCUAUAAUCAGGCCACUUGGCGUCUUCCAACACCUGCAAGACGACCGUCUCGUUAGUAAACAGAUCACUUUGAUUGACAACAUUUUGACUGAUCAAUUGUCUUGUGUUUCAUUUGGCGUAAUCUUUGUCUACUGUGGUGUCCUAUUAUAUUGCAACAGACUUGAUGGGAUCCGUUCUUAUUGCUGGCAGCACGAGAAGCUGGGCUAUUUUUGCUUUGGUGCUUGUUACUGCUCUCAAUCUAGUCGGUAGUUACAGGCUGGAAAAGGAUGAAGAUCGUAUUGUCUUUCAAUCAGAAUUCGAUGAUACUCUAAACAGAAUAAGGAGGCAAGAUACCAACGUUUCAAUGCCUACUGGCAGUGGACAAUCCGGAGACACCGAAGAACCAUCUGGCCCUUCUUCUUCCUCGCCUUCAAUGCAAAGUCCUACCACAUCAGAGCAUUCGACAGCGCCAUCAACAACCAUGACGAGUCAGCAAUCAAGGAGCAUCACAUCAAAGCCUACAACAGAGUCGAUGAGUCAAGAACCAAAGAGUACAUUAAACUCAGUAAGAGACCCGACGAGUCAACCAGGAAAGAGCCCAUCAUCAAAGGCCACCACCUCUGCACCAAGUCACACAUCAACGGAAAGCACGACAAUAUUUGACUCAAUAACAUCCCCGACGAGUCAACCAGGAAAGAGCCAAUCCUCAAAGGCCACCACCUCUGCACCAAGUCACACAUCAACAAAAAGCACGACCAUAAGUACGUCAAUUUCAACUCGAGACACAUCUGCUGUGUCAUUCAGCACCACAUCGAUGCCAGACGAACACGGGGCGACAACACCCAAAGAUGCCGACGAUAUGGAUUAUACAGAUCAAGGAGAGAGUGGAAGUGACAAAGUUUCUACUGAUGACAGCACUAAAGCGUUUUCGACUGUACGCUUUGUGUCUUCUACAGUCUCUAUUGACGAUGUUGAUGCCUCUCCAGUUGACACAAUUGACAUAAAUUCGACUGCAAGCAAUGUGAUUUUCUCUAACACCGGUAGAAGUACGUUGCCUACAGAAGCUUCAACGGGCAAAUCCGACGAAGCAGGUCUUCCUACGUAUGUGAUUGUUGUUGUGGUUGUUCUCGUGAUUGUUGUACUUGCUGCUCUCGUAAUUUUUGCUUACUGUCUGGCUAGAAGAGAACAAGGUCGGUGGAAAAGUCUUUCAGCAACUGAAGAAAAUGGCAAGAGAGAACAGGAAGAAACUCAAUUGGAACUCGUUGAGAAACCAAAUGACGAUGUUGAAAGGAACGGGAACGAAAAGCAAACACUAAUCGCAGAAGCGAGCGUAGGUGUAGUAGGUGAUGGAGCAGCUGUUGCGGCUAAUGGAUCUAGCGAGAAACACGUGGAAGAAGGCGCUAAGAGCUUCAACGAGGUGUCGAAUGAGCAGAAACAACAGGAGGUAAAAGAAUACGAGACAACUGAUGGUAAACCAGAAGCCUCUUCUUUAGAGAAUCCUUCUCCAAAAGACGAUGCUCCGAAAGAGGUUGCUGUAGAGAAUGCAGCGACAGAUAAUGCAGCUGCUGAUAAUGCAGUUGCAGAAAGUGCUGCUGAAAAGGAGGUUUAUCCAAAAACUCCUUCUCCAGAGAAUCCACUUCUAGAAAAUUCUCCUCCAGAAGAUCUUCCUCCACCUCCAGAAAAUCUUUCUUUAGAGAAUGCUCCCACAGUAAACGAGCCUUCCAGUGAUGUUGUUGCCAAAGGAGAACUACCGGAAGAAAAUGCAGUUGUGGAAGCAAAAGAACAAUUGCCAGAGCAAACGGGAACAAAGCAGCAAACCCUUCAAGAAGAUAUAAACCAGCAGAAUAAGGAUAAAAUGACAGUGGCUGACACAAAUUCUUCAACAAAGGAUGCUUCAGCUAUAGUUUACGAAAGUGAUUCUCAAGUGUGAAAUGCUAACGGGUUGAUGAACAAAAGAUAUUUGCCUUUUCUAGUGCUUGACAUUCGCUGCAACAUUUAGAAUGGUUUUAAAUCAGUGUGUUGUGCUUAGCAGCUUACAUUUAUCAAUUGCUGGUUUAGCAUUGUAUUAGCUCAUCAAUGACAUUGUUAUGUACUAAAUCUCCUCAUUUCAUUAAUUGAGGAUUAUAUAAUUUGCCUACUUUGUGUUAGUUAAUACUUUCUGCAAACUAAUCAUUCCAAGAAAUACC
Corticium candelabrum is the source of this 2203-nucleotide messenger RNA. RefSeq names its product mucin-17-like. The transcript has 11 exons. Lineage: Eukaryota; Metazoa; Porifera; Homoscleromorpha; Homosclerophorida; Plakinidae. Bases 202 to 1947 code for a protein of 581 amino acids. The record is from RefSeq and is a predicted model, not a curated record.